AUGGCCUCUAGUCCACUGGGCGGCUGCCUGAGGAGCAUCCUUCUCAAGAAAGGCUGGGCGGGCUCGGUGGUCGGUCAGUCUCGACAGGUGAGCGCAGGAGAAAGGAUGGAGUCGAAUGGAACAGUCCGCCAGGGCGGGGGGGCUUUCGCCAAAAGAGAGGAGGCGUUGGAAGAAAUGUACUUCAAGAGAAAGGAAAAGGAGCUGCUUGAUGCUCUGAAGUCUCAUCACGAGGGGGAGAUUACUGCUCAAAAGAAGGAGAUCGAACGUUUGCAGGGGAAGAUUGAGUGGCACAAGGGUAAAUUGGAGAAUCUGACAAAACAAAAGUCAUCAGAUGACUAA
This is a messenger RNA of Carcharodon carcharias (great white shark), 339 nucleotides long. RefSeq names its product ATPase inhibitor A, mitochondrial-like. Lineage: Eukaryota; Metazoa; Chordata; Chondrichthyes; Lamniformes; Lamnidae. The record is from RefSeq and is a predicted model, not a curated record. Gene Ontology annotation, biological process: negative regulation of ATP-dependent activity. Gene Ontology annotation, cellular component: mitochondrion. The transcript has a single exon. The coding region runs from base 1 to 339 and encodes 112 amino acids. Gene Ontology annotation, molecular function: ATPase inhibitor activity.